Messenger RNA from Parathielavia appendiculata, 438 nucleotides. RefSeq lists its product as uncharacterized. NCBI's taxonomy places the organism in Eukaryota, Fungi, Ascomycota, Sordariomycetes, Sordariales, Chaetomiaceae. Bases 1 to 438 code for a protein of 145 amino acids. The record is from RefSeq and is a predicted model, not a curated record. The transcript is spliced from 2 exons.
AUGCAGCUCACCGUCGCUCUCCUCUCUCUUGUCUCCCUCGUCGCGGGCGCCGCUCUGGAUGCCCGUGGUGACUGCCAUGGCAACAACUGCAACCGUGCGGUCACUGGCACCAGGCCGGGCCUGCUCCCGCUGAGCGAGCGCUCGUCAAGCUGCUCGAGCUUCCUGCUGACGACCGUAACCCCUGCUGCCACCACCGUCACGGUAACGGUUGACGAGGACGACCUCCCCACGUCGACGGCCCCGGCCAAGCGCGAUCUGCUCAUGGCACGGCAGGUGACGGUCGUGCCGAGCUCCAUCCCCGAGUUCGCGGCCAACUGCGCCAACGCGGCCGAAUUUGCCCAGGCCUGCUCGUGCUUUGGUGUUACCGGCUCCGUGACGACGGCUCCGACACCCACCGUCACGGUCACCACGACGGUGGACUACUGUGAGGAUAUCUGA